Messenger RNA from Lasiosphaeria miniovina, 1128 nucleotides. Its product is annotated as Intradiol ring-cleavage dioxygenase. The transcript has 3 exons. The coding region runs from base 1 to 1128 and encodes 375 amino acids. The record is from RefSeq and is a predicted model, not a curated record. Lineage: Eukaryota; Fungi; Ascomycota; Sordariomycetes; Sordariales; Lasiosphaeriaceae. Gene Ontology annotation, molecular function: oxidoreductase activity, acting on single donors with incorporation of molecular oxygen, incorporation of two atoms of oxygen; ferric iron binding.
AUGGGGUUUCUCGAAACCAUCGUCGCUACGCUCGCGGCCGGGUCGGCCUUGCUCGGGACCACGCUCGCCCACCCCGGCGAAGAGCACUCGGCCGAGCACGUCAGGAAGAGCCUUGCCGCUCGAGAAGUGGCUGUUGCCCAUGCCACCCAAGUGUCCAAGUGUGCCGCGUCGCCCAGGCACGCUGCGCUGCAGCAGAGAGCCGUGGCUCGCCGGGCUUUAACUGCACAGCUGCUGCGUGAAAAGCGCAACAUUGUCGACAAGCCCAUGGUGCACAGGCGAGACCAAGCGUCAGUCGACAAGUGGAUCAACACGUGCCACGACAUGACGAGCGCGUACAGCACGGACCUGGCGACGGCCGAGGCGAGCAUCUUCGGGUCCAAGAACGCGACAUCGGCGCUCACGCCCGAGACCAUCGUCGGGCCGUACUUUGUGGCGGGCGAGGUGAUGCGGCGCAACGUCACCGAAAACCAGGCGGGGAUCCCCAUGCACGUCGACCUGCAGUUCGUCGACGUGGCGACGUGCGAGCCCGUGCCCAACAUGCUGGUCGACAUCUGGCACGCCAACGCCACGGGCGUGUACUCGGGGGUGGCGGCCGCCGGCCAGGGCGGGCUCAACUCGACGUUCCUGCGCGGCGUGCAGGCGACCGACGCCGAGGGCGUGGCGCGGUACGACUCGGUGUUCCCGGGGCACUACGUCGGGCGCACCAACCACGUCCACGUGGCGAGCCGGCGCGGCGGCAGCGUGCUGGCCAACGGCACGUACCGCGGCGGCACCGUCAACCACGUCGGCCAGCUGUACUUUGACCAGGAGCUGAUCAGCGCCGUCGAGGUCAUGGACCCGUACGCGCGCAACACGGUGCCGCUGAGCCACAACCGGGCGGAUUUCUUAGUCGGGGAUGAGGCCACCGACGUGUACGACCCGUUUGUCGAGUACAUGCUGCUCAGCGACGACGCCAACGACGGGCUGCUGGUGUGGAUCACCAUCGGCGUCAACACGACGGCCGACUACGACGCCCUGGCCGUGCCCGCCGCCACGUACCAGGAGGGCGGCGGCAAGGAGAACGAGGGAUUCGGGGCGGGCGGCCCGCCGCCGGGAUCGAAUGCAGUGUGGAAACUUGGCAUUCGGUAG